CUGCUGCUGCUUUAAAAAUAUACAGCUCUUUCCAACCGUGAGAGGGGCGCGACAGUUCACGGCACUUCUUUACGGCAGCCGUAAGAUGUUCCGUUGCUUUGAACGCCGAUCCAGAACAGCAAAGUGACGAUAACAGAAAAACUGAAAGCCACCUAACACUGACAACACGGCCCCAAAGAGCAGCAUUUAUACUCAGUUACUUGCCGCACACUGAUAAGCCGUGUCCUGAGCUGCUCUUUUGAAAUCGGAGGUUGAUAUUUUUGGGGGUUUUUACAUGAGUCGUUAGCCUCUCACUGCAAUGGCCUCCGACAGCAACAUGGACAGAGAAAUGAUCCUGGCCGACUUUCAGGCAUGUACCGGAAUCGACAACAUUGCUGAAGCGAUCACACUUCUAGAACUCAAUAACUGGGACUUGGUGGCAGCCAUCAAUGGAGUGAUACCACAAGAAAAUGGGAUCUUGCAAAGUAAUUUCUCAAGUGAAGCAUCUCAGACCGGCCCCUAUGGACCCCACAGCCAAUCAGAAGCCACAGCACCUGUGCCCUCAGCCCCGCCUUCUUCAGCAUCAGCAUCAGCUUCUUCCUCACCCCCAUCCUCAUCCAGCCCAGCCUUCUGCCCUGUCCAGCCCUCUCGGCACAUCGUGGAACGGCAGUCGCGGAUGCUCAGCUUCCGUGUGGAAUACAGACAGCGCUCCACAGAAGUGGUGCUGGAGGAUGCCAGCACAGUCGGAGAUAUUAAAUCUAUUUUAGAGACUGAGCUUCAGGUGCCUGUCUCUAAAAUGCAGUUAAAAGGCUGGAAGAGUGGAGAUGUAUCUGACAGUACUGUUCUGCAGAGUUUACAUCUGCCCAAGAACAACAGUUUAUAUGUGCUCACCCCUGAUAUUGCCCCUUCAGCCAGCACCAGCCAGAGCAGUGCCCAGCAAGGGUUGUCAAGUCAGAACUACCUGCUCGUCAUUAGCCACCGUGAAGCACAGAGAGAUUACAGCCUCCACUUCCCUGCCAGCAAAACCAUACAGGAGGUGAAAAGGAACAUUUCAGACCUGACAAACAUCCCUGUGCGGCAUCAACAGUGGGACGGCUGGCCUGCCUCUGCCUCAGAUGACUCGUUGGUAAUGUCAGGUAAAAGUCGAGAGAAUAGACCUCUGUGGGAGGGAAGCUCAAGUUGUCGAAAGUCUCCGAUGAUGCCAGAGAACAGUGAAAAUGAGGGUGAUGCCUUACUGCACUUUACUGCUGAAUUUUCUAGAAGAUAUGGCGAUUGCCAUCCUGUGUUCUACAUCGGCUCCUUGGAAGCAGCAUCUCAAGAGGCCUUCUACGGCAAAGCCAGAGAUAGAAAACUGCUGGCCAUCUACCUCCACAAUGACGAGAGUGUCCUCAGUAACGUGUUCUGCUCUCAGAUGAUGUGCGCAGACUCCAUAGUGUCAUAUCUCAGCCAGAACUUCAUCACAUGGGCCUGGGACGUUACUAAAGAAGCUAAUAAAGCCAGACUACUCACGAUGUGUACAAGGCACUUUGGCAGUGUUGUUGCACAGACCAUUCGGACGUACAAGACUGACCAGUUCCCAUUACUUUUAAUUGUCAUGGGCAAACGGACAUCAAAUGAAGUUUUAAAUGUCAUUCAAGGCAACACAACAGUGGAUGAGCUUAUGAUGAGACUCAUGGGAGCCAUGGAGAUCUUCACAGCACAGCAGCAAGAAGACAUCAAAGAUGAGGAUGAACGUGAAGCCAGAGAAAUGGUCAAAAGAGAGCAGGAUGAAGCUUAUCGUUUGUCUCUGGAGGCUGACCGUAAAAAGAGAGAAGCGCAAGAGCGAGAAGAGGCAGAGCAAGUCCGUCAGGAGCGAAUCAGGAAAGAGCAGGAGGAAGAACGAGAGGCUAUCCGUCUCUCAUUGGAGCAGGCCCUGCCACCAGAGCCCAAAGAGGAGGGCGGAGAGCCAAUCAGCAAGCUGCGCAUCCGGACGCCAAGCGGCAAGUUUUUGGAAAGGCAGUUCCUGGGCAGCUGUAAACUCCAGGUCCUGUUUGACUUCGUCGCCUCCAAGGGCUACCCAUCCGAUGAGUUCAAACUGCUCACCACCUUUCCACGCAGAAAUAUAACGCAGAUAGACCCGGCGUGGAGUCUGGUGGAGGCUAAACUCUUCCCUCAGGAGACCCUGUUCCUGGAGGCCAAAGAGUAGGACUGAUCUGAGACGUCCUGAGGCGAACAAGAAGAAUAAGCAAAGAACUUUUAGCAUGAUGUCCACAGCGACCAGACACACACACACACACACACACACAAGCCUUCUCACACUAUCACACAGUGCGUUGUAUAUGAAUGCUGAGUGUACAUUUUAUGCACACGGAGGCCUUCACAAGCACAUGGAUAAACGAUCACUCUCCUCUCAUAACUGCAGUGUAAUGUUCUUUUUCCACCCAAAACGUAAAGUAACCGAAAACAAAAAAAACUAAAAAAACAAGCAGAGGUGUGGAAGUCUAAAACAGCCAGCCUCACAGACAAGGACUUCUCACUGCGGCUGCUUUUUAGACAUGUUUUGUGUUGAAAUGAGACAAAAAA
Molecule: messenger RNA, 2541 nt
Organism: Sinocyclocheilus anshuiensis
Lineage: Eukaryota; Metazoa; Chordata; Actinopteri; Cypriniformes; Cyprinidae
Product: FAS-associated factor 1-like
Exons: 18
Coding region: 299-2164 (621 amino acids)
Biological process (GO): ERAD pathway
Cellular component (GO): endoplasmic reticulum; nucleus
Molecular function (GO): NF-kappaB binding; ubiquitin binding
Source: RefSeq, a predicted model, not a curated record